Molecule: messenger RNA, 1668 nt
Organism: Phaeoacremonium minimum UCRPA7
Lineage: Eukaryota; Fungi; Ascomycota; Sordariomycetes; Togniniales; Togniniaceae
Exons: 5
Coding region: 1-1668 (555 amino acids)
Source: RefSeq, a predicted model, not a curated record
AUGAGAGACAUCAAGAAGCUCAAGGACAAUUCCGGUGGCAGGAAGAAAGCCCUUGUCUGCCCGCCCUCACUCGUUCUCGUCAAGCAUUCUACAUCUGGCCUCGGACACGGACUCGGACUCGAAACCGGACUCCAUCUCAGCAGACUCGAGUUCGUGCUCGAGCUCCCUUUCAGACGCGUCGACAUCCCCGCCUCCGACGAGCCCGGUCUCUACUUCAUCAAUCGCAUCGGCGCCUCCGACACAUUCGGCCUCGUUGCACGCUACCUGCCGGCCGCCUCGGUUCCAGCCGCUGCUGGCGCUGUCCCUCUGGGCUCUACCUUCGCCUCGGCCUCGCCGCCUAGCCUCGCCGCCGCCGCUCCCGGCAGCCACCCCUUUGUCGCGACCUGGAACAACUGUUCAGAGGAAGACGCCCCCCCGCGUAGGCUGUCCGACCUCUUCGAUGCCAAGGGUAUUGCGUUUAUCUUGGUCGGCCUCUUUCGUAUCGUCGGCUUGUACCGUCUCAAUGACCAAGAUCUUCUGACGAUCGUCGUUGCUGUGCGUCCGGGCUCACUCUCCGUGGCCUCGGCACGUGAGGUUGUCGUCGAGAUCUGUCUCCUGCUAAAGACGUACAACUGCCUCGACUCAGUUGCUGUAGAACUCGUUGAGGGUGAACACGUUCUUUACGAAGGCAACCAAUCUACUGCUUCUAUUACGGGUGCUUCUGCUGCUACUACUUAUACUGUUACCUCUGAGGCUUCCACGCGUCAUCUCCGCUCAGGCAAGCGCUUCACGACAGGUCAGGGCAUCAGCUUCGAGGACACAUACCUCGAUCAUCCACUCCCAGGAACAAGUAUCGGCCCAGCACUGUCGGCCCAGACAGGCACUCUAGGAUGCUAUCUGAAACUUGAAUUGUUGCACUGCGACAGUACACAGGAGGCGGAGAUUCUCGCCGUGACCUGCCAUCAUGUCCUCUACCCAGAUCGUUUCGACGAGCUCAAAGUCUGUGUCGAGAAGCAACCUCUGGUCGAGCAUCCUUCUGUCAAAGACUCAGCCCUCUGGAUCGCUACUCUUCAGGAGCGUAUACGUUACUUGGAGGGCUGUAUCUUCCCAGCCCAGCAUGUCCGCGACACGCUUGGCCACAUGCAGGGGGAACUGCACCUGACCGCCGAGCACACACACAGUCUCGUCUUCAAGGUUGGCCGCACCACAGGCGUUACACUGGGCCGCUUGAACGGAACCGAAGUCCUGACCCGCCAUACUAGAUGGACUUGGCCCCCGACAGGUCAGGGUGCUAAGGCGAUGGGCGAGGAGGUCACCACGGUGAUGGAGCACGCCGUCAUGCCCGUCGCCCCAGCCGACUGCAACUCCGACGCCCACUUCGCCCACCAUGGCGACUCCGGCGCCCUGAUUUAUAACACGCGGUUCCAGCCUGUCGGACUGCUGUUCGGUGGCUUCCGGACAGUCUCUGGCCGCGACCUGGCUCAAGCCUGGCCCCUCGAUGACCACGACGAGCGCCGCCGCGAUAACGAUGACCAUGGCCCAAGCGAGAUUGCCAUGUCCUUCCACAAACCGGGUGUGGAUCUUAAGGGGGUUUCACUCUAUACGCCCAUCGACGUCGUGCUGGCCAGCAUGCACUUGGCCCUCAGUGCCAGGUUUGGAGAGAAGGGAUUCGGGCUUGUCAUUGUUUGA